Messenger RNA from Acaulospora morrowiae, 1112 nucleotides. The record is from the annotation of a GenBank genome assembly. NCBI's taxonomy places the organism in Eukaryota, Fungi, Glomeromycota, Glomeromycetes, Diversisporales, Acaulosporaceae.
AAUUGCACCCUUACCAUAUUUGGCGAUAUCCCACAAUUAGUAACAUUUACCAAUCAAAAACCGUUUGGAAUUUUAAAUCGAUUUCGAAGUAUCACGAUCUUUUAUAUCAAAUGUCCGACGGUUCAACUACUAAUAAGAAGAGUCGUUCUACAAGCGAUGCAGAACGUCGUCAGCGAAGAGCACAAAGAAUCUUGGGCUCUGCAGACAGUAGACUACGCAAGAUAACAUCUACUUACUCAAGCUCUCUAACUGCUGACCCAGUAUCAACCGGAACCUCCCCCUUCACAAGUAGGAAGUCCUCUCCUCUACCAAGCCCUGUAGCUUCUGAAGCCCCUGAAAGUCCGUUUGCAAGCAGGAGAAAUACUGGAAAUCUUGAACCUCUACCCGAAUAUCUCAGGCCAACAACGCCCUCUCCAAAUCAGUCGACAACAUUAUCAACUACCAAUCAAUCAGAUGAAGAUAGCAUUAAGGAUUUCAUUCAGUACAACAGAGAUGACGAUUACAUUCGAAAGACAUUAGAAGAUUUUCGGGCAAAAAAUUCUAGUACUAAUUCUUUAGAAUUACCUGGCGGUACUAGUGAAUUUCACAAUAUGUCAUCACCCAGCGGAUUCCCAUUUAUGAUCACACCAGAAGAUUCAGCGGUACAAGAAAUACUCCAGUCACAGCAAAUUCCACCCUUUCCUCUUUCAACAUUAUUUCCUUUCAAUACGAAACUUUUCCCCUCAUCUGGAGGGGAUCAACAGCAAGCUAAUUUGCAAUCCAAGAUGUGGCGAUUGAUUCACUUUUCUGCGAUGAUCUUAAUGGUAUUGAUGGUUUUUUAUAGAGAAUCACCGGAAGUUGAUAUUUGGAGUCGAUUUUCGAGUCUGAAAUAUUCAAAUCCAGAUGAUAUUAUUAAUGAUACGGUUCAUAGUGUGUCAUUAUUUUGGUAUUUUGUGACCGUUGAACUUGUACUUCAAUCUUCACGCUUGUUUCUGCAAAAGGAUCAAACAUUUCAAGGAUCUACUCUGGGUAGUUUGGCUGCUAAUCUACCAUCACCGUUUUCUGAUGUGCUUACAGUUUUGCUAAGAUAUAAUCUCAUUUGGAACAGCCUUUGGGAGGAUGUUUGCACUUUG